AUGAGGAUGAGAGAGAAAAUGAGAAGAGGCAAAGUCAAUCCAGAAAUGUCUCAAGAGAAAUCUAGCUGGAUUCCAUCAUUUCAAAGCUAUGAAGUAUUCAACCAUAUGACUCUACAAUCAUUAGAUGGCUUUAUGAUAAUCGUGAGCACAGAUGGAGUGAUAAUUUUCGCAGCUGAAAGCAUCUUUUCUCUCCUUGGCCAUAUACCAGAUGAACUUGUGGGUAAAAACUUAUUAAGCCUUCUGCCUGAGGAAGAGAAAAGUGACGUCUCCGAAAAGAUUGCUUUCAAAUUUCCUUUAUCAAAUUCAGGGAAACAUAUUGAUUUUUGCUGUCAUUUAAGAAGAAGAAACGUUGAACGUGAUAGCAGCCCUUCUUAUGAAUAUGUGAAAUUCAUCCUGAGUCUAAGAGAUGUUUCUAAUGAGCCCCUGUUGCUCUUCCGUAGCUUCUUUCCCAGACAAUCCUAUGAGUCGUCUGCUACAAAUUUUCCUUUGAAGGAUCAGUUUUAUCUGGUGGGGACUGUUUGUGCCCUUAAAGCUCAAACUCUGCAGGAACUUUUCACUGCAGAGGAGUCCAAUAAAGAUGCCCUGCUGACACAAGAUUCGGAUGAGGAAUAUCUAUCUCUGGACCACAGAAGCAUUCAAGGCCAAAGAAUUUAUGGAGUAGAAUUCCUGAAGGCUGAACCUGCUGCUCCUGCCUCAGAAGAUCAAGUUGAUAUUGUAGCAGUCGAGCAGUAUGGAUCACAAGAAUCCAGUUACGAAAUUGAAAUAGAGUCUGAUACAUCUAAUGACUCCCGCAUCUCUUCCCUGGAAAGUAUAUAUGAAGUGCCAGCUACAUCAUCUUUGCAGAGCUUUGAAUUUGAACCUGAGGUGGAAUAUGUGGAUUAUAUGGAUGAGGUGGAGGAGGUGGUUGAGGUGGUUGAGAUGGAGCAAGAGGAUGAGGUGGACCAGGUAGACCAGGAAGAUCAGGAUGACAGUGUGGAGCAGGAGAUCUUCUCAUGUUCCAGUGUGAUUACUGACAUCAGUGAUGAGUCAUUGCAAAUACCACCGUCAAUUGUAUCAUACAUCAACAGACGUGAGCUGACACUGAUGAAGAUGUUCAGUGAACAGCUGGAGGAGAAGACUCAGAUGCUGCAGGCUGACAUCAGAAGCCAGAGGGAUGCACUGGAGAUGUUGACUGAGCAGCUUCAGGCAAUGCAGCAUUGCAAGCUUCAGAUGCAGCCAUCCACCUCACGCCCCAUUGACAGUCCUGGGCCCCAGUCUUUGGAGCCGCCACCGAAGAAACAAUGCACUGAACAGAUGAAGGGAUCCUUUUCAGAUCUCAGGGAGUCCACACGUCUCUGUGGUUCAUCGCCUGCUCUCAAAUUCCCUGAGGAGCUUGAGGAGCCCUCUGCUGCCUCUAUCCAGCAGCACCUUCAGGGGCAGGAGCAAUACCUGCAGCAGCAGGAGCAGCAGACACAGGAGGAGAGGCUGCAGGAGCAGCCGCAGGAACAGAAUGCCACUGUGGAAAACCAGACGCUGCAACUGCACAUGCCAAGCCAAACUGGCCUCUCUGUGCCCCUCUGUGGUAACACUGUUAUAUUUAUGCAGAUCCCGCCUAUGAUUGUUCCCAUCCAACUAUUAGCAGAGCAACAGCCCUCUGGCUACAAUCAAGAUGAAAACCCUGGAGGCCAGAAAGAUGGGAAUCAUAGUUUCCUUCCUGAGGCCCAGCAGGGGCCCUGCAUGAGUCCACUGCCACUGCCACACAGCCCGGGCUCUGAGAUGCUUUCUUCUACAAGCUUUCCUCAUUCUCCCAUAAGCUGUGACUCAAAGUUAGUCACCCUGAAGACCCCGCAGGAUUACGUCCAACUUUGGCCGCAGCUGCAUGGUUCACGGCGUCACCUUUCCCUCCGAGUGAAUACUUGGGCUCCUAGUGAGCAGGCCGUCCAGCAGGACCAGGUCACCUGGGCACAGAAAUCAGCUACUGAAGGAGAAGACCAGGGCUUUCUGGGUCUAGAGACUUUCUCUGGGCCAGAGAGAAUCAGCUACUUCAUGUCUGUAGAGCAGUCUGACUUGGAUGAGCUGGAAGAGUAGCAGCGCCAGGAGGACUUUCAUGAAGCCUUGAGAGAAGAAUGGGAGAUGGGCUGAUGAGGCUGUGGGGCUCACAGAGCCCCCAGGAGUAAGGGGUGGGGGUAGAUAGUUACUUUUCUUUCCCGAUGAGUUCUUUUUGUAAUUGUUGGCCGAGCACAACCUGUUUCUUGAAAGUUGUGUCACAAAGGCAGCCCAUGAUCUCCAUGAUCCCUAGUGUGCUAGUGUGACUGCAGCCCAGCCACAGCGGGUGACCGCUGUCCCCAGCCCCCAGCCGCCACUCAGCCUUGCACACACCUAUCCCACCAUGGGCAGCUGGGCUGCAGAAUCUGCUCAAGUUAAAACACCUUUUGUCUGCCAAUAAAUAUUUUCCUGCAUGGAUUGCAAUCUAGUAAGAAGCUGUCCUGUCUUCAGCUGCAAGAAUUCUGAGGCCUUGGCCUUGGGGACCCAGCACCUGCUCCACAGUCGUGUUGGGGAACCCCCUGGGGGACAGUAGCCCACCUGUGGGAAGCUGAGAUCAGGUUAACUUUGUGCUAACAUUAUCACAGCUUCAUUGCUUAAUAAAAAUUG
Messenger RNA from Vicugna pacos (alpaca), 2631 nucleotides. The record is from RefSeq and is a predicted model, not a curated record. NCBI's taxonomy places the organism in Eukaryota, Metazoa, Chordata, Mammalia, Artiodactyla, Camelidae.